Andrographis paniculata is the source of this 1569-nucleotide messenger RNA. Its product is annotated as WRKY transcription factor 6-like. Lineage: Eukaryota; Viridiplantae; Streptophyta; Magnoliopsida; Lamiales; Acanthaceae. Gene Ontology annotation, molecular function: sequence-specific DNA binding; DNA-binding transcription factor activity. Gene Ontology annotation, biological process: regulation of DNA-templated transcription. The transcript is spliced from 5 exons. Bases 1 to 1569 code for a protein of 522 amino acids. The record is from RefSeq and is a predicted model, not a curated record.
AUGGAGUCACAGAUGAGGUCUGGCUCGUCAUCCCCUCCCACCAUUCAAUUUCCAGUGAGCUUAGGAUACGAUCAACCGGCGCCGAAUCUGAGGAGAGUUGUCGAUGAAAGGGAUUUCUUCGCCGAGAACAAGGUCGAGGUCAGCGGUGGUGGAGAAGGAGGAGACCGUAUGCACCAGGAUGAUGAUGAUAAUGAAUCUGUCUUAGAUUUCAAAGUGAAUACUGGAUUGCAUCUUCAUCCGAGCAAUGAGGAUGGAGACGAGAAGAUGUGUUGUAUUUUAGAAAACAAGAGAGCAAAAGAUGAGAUGCUACUUCUUCGAGCUGAAAUGGGGCGGCUCAAGUCGGAAAAUUUCCAUCUAAAAGAGAUGUUGACGAAAAUAAGAAAUGAUUAUAACAAUCUCCAUAUGCACGUGACAAGGAAGCAACCGGAGCAGUCUUACGGAAACUACGACGAAAAACACCAGAAUUCUAAUGGAAAUGUUGGAUCUGUCCCUAGACAAUUUAUGGAUCUUGGAUUGGCCGUCGCACCCGAAAAGGAUGUAGGUCAUUUGUCUCCACCUGAGAGAAGGACCACAAGGGUCCCAUCUCGAAUAGCAGAUAAAAAUGUCACUGAAGAGGAAGAAAAUGGUCCUGUGAACAAAGCAGCUAGAAUUGCUAACCAAUCUUCAAGAUCUACUGAUCAAGCCACCGAGGCUACUAUGAGGAAGGCUAGGGUGUCUGUCCGUGCUCGUUCCGAUGCUCACAUGAUGACGGAUGGAUGCCAAUGGAGGAAAUAUGGUCAAAAACUGGCGAAAGGGAAUCCAAGUCCGCGGGCAUAUUAUCGUUGUACAAUGGCAGCUGGAUGCCCCGUUAGGAAACAAGUCCAACGAUGCGCGGAAGACGAGGGUGUCCUGAUAACAACCUACGAGGGCAACCACAACCACCCGUUGCCCCCGGCAGCCGUUGCAAUGGCAUCGACAACAUCCUCGGCAGCCAGGAUGCUCCUCUCGGGGUCAAUGCCGAGCCCCGAUGGGCUAAUAAACUCAAGCUACCUGGCAAGGACACUCCUCCCGUGCUCUUCUAGCAUGGCAACCAUCUCCGCCUCGGCCCCAUUCCCCACCGUCACAUUAGACCUAACCCACCAACAACUCAACGACAUUCAAUUCCCAAGACCCCCUAACCAAUUCCCCAUACCCUUCCUCCAAAACCCCCAUGCUGCCGCCGCCAACUUCCUCCCACAAAUCGUCGGGCAAGCUUUGUACAAUCAAUCCAGAUUCUCGGGAUUGCAAAUGUCGCAAGAAAUGGAGCAGAACCCCAAUGGUGGUAGUGGCAGCACGACUACGCAAAAUCAGCUGAGCCAUGACACUGUCAAUGCACUUGCUGCUGAUCCCAACUUUGCCACAGCUUUGGCCGCGGCCAUCUCUUCGAUCAUCAGUGCGCCCUACCCCAACAACACCGGAAACAACAUCAACACCACUAACAAUAACAAUAAUGUUGUGAGCAACAACAAUGGGAGUAGUACUCUCACCACCACCAGCAACGCUAGCGACGCGACCAAUAAAGUCACCAGCAGCAAUUAUCAAGGGAAAUAA